Molecule: messenger RNA, 1712 nt
Organism: Pseudogymnoascus verrucosus
Lineage: Eukaryota; Fungi; Ascomycota; Leotiomycetes; Thelebolales; Thelebolaceae
Exons: 1
Coding region: 148-1629 (493 amino acids)
Biological process (GO): transmembrane transport
Cellular component (GO): fungal-type vacuole membrane
Molecular function (GO): transmembrane transporter activity
Source: RefSeq, a predicted model, not a curated record
CUCGGUGCGACUUCAAUCAACUAUAUAAAUACGUUUCUAGUUAUUUUUCACUGGCUAUUGAUGAAAUAAAAUAGGUUUACUUUAUUUAACAUUACCACUUACUCUCUGUGGCGCCAUUUUGGCAUUACCGAGGCGGCCAUAUCGAAAAUGCUUCGCGGCGAUGCCGGCUCUCGGCGAGAGUCACAACCGGAGCGUAGUUGCGGCACAGAAAUGAUUCCAUUAUCGGAAGAAACUGGUCGACUACAAGAAAUACCUGUCAAUACUAUGGAUCACGCCAGUGAGGAGGCACAAUUACCCUCUAGAAUCGUGUCUCAACGAAAUCCGGUGCCGGAUAUAACGCCAGCCAUGGCUAGCCAACGACGUACUCAACAGAUGCUAAUAGUCAUCUCCUCUCUCAUGCUUACUUUUACAGGCUGUGGACUAAAUUUUGCAUUUGGUGUUUAUCAAGAGUUAUAUGAAACGAUGGAUGGGCCGUUUGCUGGUGCCAGUGCGGCAGAGAUAGAUCUCAUCGGCACUCUCGCCGUCUCACUCAUGACAAUUGGAGCACCAUUUGCUAGCGCAUGGACAAAGUCUUACAGUCCCCGAUCUGUGUCCCUAAUUGGAGGGAUUCUAUUUGCGGUUGCAAAUAUUGCUGCAUCUUUUGGACAGAAACUAUGGCACUUCGUUCUUACACAGGGGCUUCUCCUCGGCUGCGCGACAUGCUUGUCAUAUAUUCCUGCCGUUACUGUCGCUCCAGGUUGGUUCAAUGGUCGCCGAGGGUUAGCUAUGGGCAUCGUUUUGAGCGGCACUGGGAUCGGUGGUGUUGCAUGGGCUCCAUUGCUCAGGUACCUCAAUGCGACAAUUGGCUUCCGUAACGCUCUCAGGACAACUGGAGUUAUGGCCUUCGUUAUGAUUUCUGCUUCAGCGUUAGUCUUGAAGUGGGAACCAGCAGCAGAAGCCCAACGGGUCCAGGAGGCUCAAGGCCGUCGGCAGGGUCUAAACAUACCACGUGCAAACUGGCCCAUUGUGAAGAGCCGGCCAUUUAUGGCCCACGCCUCUGCUGCUGUUAUGCAGGCAGCAGCGUAUUACACGCCCGUCUACUUCUUCUCGUCUUACGCAAAAACACUGGGCUACAGUCAGACAGCUGGCGCAAACUUCAUCGCUCUUAGUAAUGCAUGCAACUUUGGCGGAAAGAUCGUUCUUGGGGCGCUUGCAGACCGAUAUGGGCGUCUGAACGCCCUAUUCUUGACCACUUUAGUGUCGGCUAUUGCCACUCUCGUCUUCUGGCUACCUUCGACGAUGUUCUUUCCCCUUGCCGUCCGCCGCGCCUUGUUCAUCUCUUUCACUAUGCUAUAUAGCGUUACCGCAUCGGCCUACGUCGCUCUUUUUCCCACAGCAAUCGCGGAGCAAUUCGGCAUCCAGAAUUUCGCGUCUAUUAAUGGGCUGUUGUAUAUGCUUAGAGGCAUAGGGACACUUUUCGGGACUCCAAUUGCUGGUGCGCUCAUCCGUGAUAGCGGGCUUGAUGGUGCAACACGGAAUUUUGAGAAAACCACGAUAAUGGUUGGCGUGUUUCUGGUUUGCGCCACAGUAGCAGCUGGAUGGGCGAGGGCGGAAAGCGCUUUCACAACAGGGUGGAAGUUACGAGCAUAGGUAGACGGCGCAUGGUAUAAAGUUCUGUCUUUAGAAUGGUAUCUUACACGUAUUUAGCAAUGCAUAGCCAGGAAAGAAAGGGA